This is a messenger RNA of Emericellopsis cladophorae, 1590 nucleotides long. RefSeq names its product cytochrome P450. The record is from RefSeq and is a predicted model, not a curated record. Lineage: Eukaryota; Fungi; Ascomycota; Sordariomycetes; Hypocreales; Bionectriaceae. The coding region runs from base 1 to 1590 and encodes 529 amino acids. Gene Ontology annotation, molecular function: monooxygenase activity; iron ion binding; oxidoreductase activity, acting on paired donors, with incorporation or reduction of molecular oxygen. The transcript is spliced from 5 exons.
AUGCACCCUCAGUUUGCAAUUGUUGGAUUCGGUUCUCUGCAGGCGUUCACUCCGCAGAGCUACAUCGCCACCGCCACGAUCGACGCCGUCGCCAUCUUGGCCACGGCCGUCGUCUUUGCCCUGACUGUCUUCUUCCUGAUCUCGAGCAAGGACGAUGGUGAUAGCGAGCCUAAGCUCCUCAAGCUUCCCAUCAUCGGCGACCUGCACAGCUCGCCCGUUGGCAAGCCUCUUCAGAACUGGGAUGGCUGGUCCAAGGCCAAGGUCGCCAGUGCCACGCCCAAGCUCUUCGCCAUCAUGCCCACUGUCGUCAUCAGCACCAGCGAGGCCGCGGCGAAGCUCCUGAGCAAGCAAAGUGCCUGGUGCAGCAACGGGCCCAGCUCCGUCAGCGUCGAGAUGAUCACUGGCGCCGCGCCUGGCCAGUUCAAGUCCGUCCUCAUGCACGACAUGGAAGAUCACAUCCGUCUCCAUCACCGCAUCCUCGCCCCAAGCCUUGGCCCCAUCGCCGCCCCCAAGUACCAGCCUGAUAUACAGCUUGAAGCCAAGCAGCUGCUCAUGGACAUGCUCGCCCUUCUCGAGCACUCGGAUGACAAGAACGUCGUCCAGAGCGCCCCAGUCUACCCCUUGCUGGAGCGCACCCAGGCGAGCAACAAUCUCGCCCUGCACUACGGUCUUCGGGUCCCAACCGUCGGGUCCCCCAUCUACCACGAGAUUGUCGAGAUUCAGAAAAAGGUCACCCAUACCGCUGCCAACCCGGGCAUUCCCGACUUCAUGCCCGCGCUCCGCCACCUCCCCACUGCGCUGUCCCCUUGGAAAAGGGCUGCCGACAAACUGUACGAGGAGCAGACAUGGCUCUACAUGAGGCUCCUGGAGCAUGGUGACGAGGCCGAGGGCUGGAAAGCAACGAAGCAGGCGUGGACUGUCGUGGCCAAGCAUACCCCGGACGGCAUCCCCGACAUUGAUCUCGCGUACACGCUGGCCACAAGCAUUCAGGACGGCAUGAAGACCAGCCCCGAGCCCUCCUGUGGUCGGCCGCGACCGUCUUCCUACCUUCGCCGACCGCCCGCAGCUUGCCUUUAUCGACGCCGUCGUCCCAGAGCUGAUGCGCUGGCGGCCUAUUUCCCCGAGAAGCAUCCCGCGGCGCGCCGACCGGGCCGACGAGUUCAAAGACGGAACCCCGAGGCCUUUACGACCGAGCUUGGCGAGCUGGAAAGGUUCAUCCCCGAGCGCUGGCUCCAGGGAGAGUGGAUGGACGAGGACGUCACCUUGCAAGGCGAGGUUCGCACGUCCCUGCGCCUGCCGGUCUUUGGCCAGGGCCGGAGGAGCUGCAUGGGGAAGAGGGUCGCGCUGGAUGGCAGCUUCAUGCAGGUGGCGGCCAUGCUCUGGCCGUUUGACGCUGAGCCGGUCGACGAGAUCGAUGACCUGGAAAUGGUCAUCGUUGGCUUCAUGACCGAGACCGAGCCCAAGCCGUUCAGGUUGAGGCUGAAGCCGAGGGUUGACUGGGUGCGAGAAGUUGUGGGCAGGGAGUAUGCCAGUGCGGACAAGGACUUCUGCAGUGUCCUGGGUGCCGUGAUUGACGUUGAAGGUGAAUAG